This is a messenger RNA of Camelina sativa (false flax), 2625 nucleotides long. NCBI's taxonomy places the organism in Eukaryota, Viridiplantae, Streptophyta, Magnoliopsida, Brassicales, Brassicaceae. The record is from RefSeq and is a predicted model, not a curated record.
CAGAUAAAUAGGAGCGGCGGUGGUGGGAGAGGACAAAAAAAAAAAGGCACGUGAAGCCAAUCAAACACCAUACACAUACAGAACGUAUUCAAUUGGCUAAUCAGAAAGACGAAAAUAACCCUACCGGCACACCGACGCGACCUUGUGAAAACGCUUCGUUGCCCACAUGUCGUCGCACAAUUAUUUAGCGCGGUCGUCGGCCUGUUGUCAUGGUAAAUCCAUUACUACGACAGGGUUAUAAUCGUCUUGACACGAAAAUUGUCUUUAUCUCUCUCUCCCCCGUCCGCCUCCUCCUCCUCCCUAAAAAUUGCUUAUUUGGCUGCAAUCAUCCAAAGAAUCUUAAAUUCUCUUGGAGAUUUUAUCUAUUCUAUUUUUAUUUUUGCACUUUCUUAGUAAAUGUUUGGUAUUGUUUUAGUCUAAAAACACGUUGGAUCCUCCCAUAGUUUCCUUUUCCUCUCUUGCGGGAAUUGGGAGGAUUUGAAGUUCUUGUAAACUCCUAUAUUCAAUACUGAGAGGAUUGUGGAAUCAUUCAUUGUCAUCAUCAAUCAUCAUCUUCCACGAGUUCAAGAACUAACCCAUCACUGAACCAUUUAGAAUGCCGGAUAAAGGAGUGAUUUUGCAUCCAGUUCCGAGCCAAUUACUGAUUCUACGGCCAAGCCCUUUGCUUCAAUGGCGUCUUGGUGCUCUUACUGCACUCGUCUUCUUCCUCAUGUUAGUCUUUUGGAGCAUUGAUGGUUGUUCCAUUCAAACCUUCGUUGAGCCAUGGAGAUUCAAUGCUUACUCUGUUAAGAUCAGUCCUUCUCCCUCCUCCCACUCCCUUCGAAUCAGCCCUUCUCCGUCUCCUUUAACGUCACCUCAACCCAAUCUAGCAUCAGAGGAACCUCGAGGCCGCCACAAUCUCACUAUGCACACGACGAAGGUGGUGGAACCAACUCUGGAUCCGAAUAUCACUUCGAACUCGACCCGGGUUCAAUUCGGGUGGAUCACCGCCGCUUCGGGGAAAGGUUUCACGGCGAAUUUGAUGAGGAGUUGGUUGGCUCCGGGAGGAGCGCCGUGCAGAGAAGCAAAAACCGUCGAGAUUUCAGUUUCCGGCGUCGACGGGAUUGAUUCGUUAGAGUUAACCGCCGGUGAGAUUCAUGAGUUCAGAUUCCAAGCCUUGGAUGAAUCUGGUAAACACGUUUGCAUCGGUGGUGACUAUUUCGAGACUGAUUUAUCCGGCGAGAGUUGGAAAUCGAGGCCUCCGGUGAAAGACUUCGGCAACGGAACUUACUCUUUCUCGUUACAGGUUCAUCCUGAGUUCGCCGGAGAUUACAAUCUCACCGUCAUUUUGCUCUUCCGUCACUUCCAAGGCCUUAAGUUCAGCACCUCACGCUUAGGCUUUGAUCGAAAGCUUCGCAACGUCCCAUUAAGAUUCAUCAAGAAGCCUGACGUGACUCUGCCGGAGCUACGGUCAUGUCAAAGAUCUGAUUUCAACAGAGAUGCUUGGUCCGGACGGUGGACUAGGCUUGGGAAGAACGAUGAGUGUGAGAUCAGCAAUGACGGGCGUUACCGCUGCCUCGCCGCGGAUUUCCCUUGUAGGAAACCGUGGUGCGAUGGAGCGGUUGGAGCUAUAGAGAGCAAUGGUUGGGUUUACUCUACUCAUUGCUCUUUUGAGCUCUUCUCUGGUGAUAAGGCUUGGGAUUGCUUGAAAGGCAAGUGGAUCUUCUUCUGGGGGGACUCGAAUCAUGUUGAUUCGAUCAGAAACUUGCUGAACUUUGUAUUAGGUCAUCCGGAGAUCCCCGCUGUCCCGAGGAGAUUUGAUUUGAAGUUCUCGAAUCCGAAGAACUCAUCGGAGACGGUUAGGAUCACGAGUAUCUUCAACGGUCAUUGGAACGAGACAAAGAACUACCAGGGUCUUGAUUCUCUUCAAGACUCGGACUUUAGAGAGUUGCUCAAGAAGUACUUCACGGAAGACCGUGUUCCGGACGUGAUGAUCGUGAACUCAGGUCUACACGAUGGGAUUCACUGGACUAGUCUUAGAGCCUUUGCGAAAGGAGCUGAAACCGCAGCUGCGUUUUGGAGAGGAGUUUUUGACAAGGUGAAAAGCAGGGGACUGCAACCGCCUGAGGUGAUUUUCAGGAACACGAUCGCGACAGGAGGCUACGCUAGAACGUUAGCGUUUAAUCCAAGCAAAAUGGAGGCGUUUAACGGAGUGUUUCUCGAGAAAAUGAGGGACGCUGGAUUAGUCACAAGCGUGGUGGAUAACUUCGAUAUGACGUAUCCGUGGCAUUAUGAUAACCGGUGCAACGACGGUGUUCAUUACGGAAGAGCUCCGGCGAAAUUGAAGUGGAGGGACGGUGAGAUCGGACAUCAGUACUUUGUGGAUUUGAUGCUCGUUCACGUAUUGCUCAAUGCAUUGUGUGUGAAAUAGUCAAAUAGACAUGGUAAAGUUUGGUUUAGGAAGAGUCACGGAUUCUUUAUUUAUGUGUAGACUUUUUCUUUUUUGGAGUAUAGAUUAUUAUUAUUUGGGAAAACUCAACUCAUCAAACUUGAGUUUCAUUGUAUAAUAGUGAGAGAUUUGACCAACCGUUGUGUACUAUACAUAUCUGGUUGACAUUUUCCUGAUAAUAAUAAUAAUUUUGAACA